Molecule: messenger RNA, 2447 nt
Organism: Acanthopagrus latus (yellowfin seabream)
Lineage: Eukaryota; Metazoa; Chordata; Actinopteri; Spariformes; Sparidae
Product: dnaJ homolog subfamily C member 11-like
Exons: 16
Coding region: 21-1754 (577 amino acids)
Biological process (GO): cristae formation
Source: RefSeq, a predicted model, not a curated record
CCAGUCUCUGCUCCUGGCCAAUGAGCUUCCAGAGAACCGGAGGGGUGGGCGGGACCGGACCAAACGCAAACAUGGCGGCGUCCUUAGAUGAUGAUUUUGAGUUUAAUAAUCAGGACUACUACUCUCUACUCAACGUCAGAAAAGAGGCUACAUUAGAGGAGCUAAAGGCGUCAUAUCGCAGGCUGUGUAUGCUCUACCAUCCUGACAAACACCGAGACCCUGAGCUGAAAAGCCAGGCUGAACAGCUUUUCAACCAGGUGCACCAGGCGUACGAAGUGCUGAGUGAUGAGCACUCCAGAGCCAUCUAUGACAUCUUUGGGAAGAAAGGGCUGGAGGUGGAAGGCUGGGAGGUGGUGGAGCGGAAGAGAACCCCAGCAGAAAUUCGAGAGGAGUACGAAAGGCUGCAGAGAGAAAGAGAAGAGAGGAGACUGCAGCAGAGAACUAACCCCAAGGGCACAAUCAGCGUGGGUGUGGAUGCAACAGACCUGUUUGACCGCUAUGAUGAGGAUUUUGAAGAGAUGCCAGGAGGCGGGUUUCCUCAUAUUGAAAUUAACAAGAUGCACAUUUCUCAGUCCAUAGAGGCUCCAUUAACAAAUUCUGACACAGCAGUGCUGUCUGGUUCACUCUCUACACACAAUGGGAACGGAGGGGGCAACAUUAACAUGACUGUACGAAGAGUUACAUCAGCCAAGGGCUGGGGAGAGGUGGAGUUAGGUGCAGGAGAUAUACUCGGACCUCUCGUUGGGUUAAAGGUGUUUCGCAAUGUUUCUCCACGUUGUUUCUUGACAGCCCAGUGUGGUUUGCAGUUCUCUCCUCGUGGUUUGCGUCCGAGCUGUUCCCUGAUGACGGCACGCCACCUGGACCAGAACACCAUGGGUUACCUGCAGUGGCGCUGGGGGCCCAACAGCGCCAUGACCACCAGCCUGGUCCGAGACACGAAAAGCAGCCACUUCACUUUGGCUCUGCAGCUGGGUGUGCCUCACUCAUACCUGAUGAUGAGCUACCAGUACAAGUUCCAGGAUGAGGACCAGACCAAAGUCAAAGGCUCUGUUAAGACGGGCUGGUUUGGCACCGUGGUGGAAUAUGGAGCAGAGAGGAAGAUCAGCCGACACAGUGUCCUGUCAGCCACUGUCAGCAUCGGGGUCCCUCAGGGAGUCACACUCAAGAUCAAGUUGGCGCGUGCCAGUCAGACGUACCUGUUCCCAGUCCACCUGACAGAUCAGCUGCUGCCCAGCGCUGUCUUCUACGCCACCGUGGGACCCCUGCUGGUCUACAUGGCCAUCCACAGACUGAUCAUCAUACCAUAUACACAAGCACAGAAAGAGCAAGAGCUGGAGCUGCAGAGGAAGAGCUCCGCCACAGACAUCGCCAAGAAGAAGCAGGAGGCAGAGUCUGCCGUUCUGCUGAUGCAGGAGUCUGUGAGGAGAAUCAUAGAAGCGGAAGAAGCCAAGAUGGGUCUGAUCAUCCUGAAUGCCUGGUAUGGAAAGUUUGUGUCAGACACGAGCCAGAAGCAGGAGAAAGCAAAGGUCAUCGACGUCACUGUGCCUCUGCAGUGCCUGGUCAAGGACUCCAAACUCAUCCUCACCGAGUCCUCUAAGGCUGGGUUGCCGGGUUUCUAUGACCCCUGUGUUGGAGAAGAGAAGAGUCUUAAAUUACUGUACCAGUUCAGAGGUGUCAUGCACCAAGUCAUCUCUGCAGACACUGAUCCUCUACGGAUACCCAAGCAAUCUCACAGAAUUGAGUCCGAGCCCUAGGACCCCACCGCUGCCGGAGCACCAGAGGGCAGAUGUAGAUGACAAGAAACUUGGUGUAAGCAGAAGAACUCAGUGCAGGAGGAACACCCAGUCUGUUUUUCACCUCUAGUCCUCUUCUGUCAUGGUAUUAGUGAAUCUGUUUAUCGAGUUCCUCCACUCCUCCCUUUCCUGUGGGCCGUCUCUGAGGUUCAGCAGAAUACAGGAGUCAGCUCAGAGUUUCUACAAGCCUUUGUGUCUCCAGUCUGCUCCACCUGACAGGGCUGCGCAAAUAUCUGCCUGCUGCAGGAGAUCAGCCCUGAACAUAGUUUUAUAUAUUGCACUACACAGAGGGACUGACAGUCACUGUGGACGUGUUGUCCAUUCCCAUCAAUGAUGAGCUAAAAGUGAUCAAUUUAAAGAUGUGUCUUGACAGGUGUUAUGUCAAGUAUAUACAUGCAAGCUGUACUUUUAUCCCAUAUCAUUGUAGUCUUUUUCCUGUAUGUGUAUCACCCAGGUAGGUUUGAAUCUAAUACUGUAAUUUCACUAACUCAUGCGAGAGUAACAGUAACGCUAUGCAGGAUAAUGUCUCGUUGACCCUGAGGCUGAUCAGGACUGAGGACCUGAUUGUGCAAUUCAUGUUUUCGUUUACUUGUUGAAACGUCUCGUCCUAUUUUUUAUGCCUUGUAGUGACGUGUCUGCUGCUCGGGGGGUGGG